AUGCACCGCGUGGGCGAAAUACUGGAAUUCACAAACGUUAGCCAAUGGAACUGGGUUCCAACCAACCUUAACCCUGCAGAUCUUGCUACUAAAACAAACAACGCCAAUAAAUAUAAAACUUGGCUACACGGUCCAGACUAUUUGCUGCAGGAUCAACACGAGUGGCCAAUAUGCGAUGAUUUGGGGCCACCAAACAAUGCUGAAGUCAGGCAUAACAUACUCUUCAUCGACAAUUCGCCGAUGGAGCUAAAACUUAACGCGGAAUAUUUUUCCGACUGGCGCAGGCUAUAUCGAGCUUUAGCGCGCUUUAUUCUCUACAUUGAGAAACUGAAAGCGAAACAAAAGAAGGCAUCGCCACCUACAGAGGUGUCUUACGAGAUGAUUCAGCAGGCACGCACACUCCUACUGCGGCAUGCGCAGUCAUCUGAAUUCAACCCAGAAAUUCGCAACUUAACGAGAGAUGAAAACCAGCUCCUACGUACCCGAGGGCGAGCAGAAAACCUAAACGGCCAAAACCAAAUACUGCUCCCAUAUGGGCACCACAUUACUCGGCUCAUAGUGAACUGGUAUCAUCAGGAAAUGCACCACACAUCCCAUGAGACGUGUAUUAACAGGAUUCGAGGCAUGUUUUACAUACCACGCCUACGAGUCUUAUACAAAGGCAUGCGGAAGUCUUGCCAACGCUGUAAAAAUGAGAGCGCCAUGCCUGUUCCACCGCAAAUGGCUCCCUUGCCCAUCGCCAGGCUGGCUGCCUACCAACGUCCCUUCACUUACGUCGGUAUCGACUACUUCGGGCCCUUCUUGGUUGCUGUAGGACGGCGAAGCGAAAAAAGAUGGGUCGUUAUUUUCACCUGCCUAACCAUACGGGCAGUGCAUAUAGAACUGGCGUGCUCUUUGGACACUGCAUCGUGCAUAAUGUGCAUCCGAAACUUCAUCAAUCGGCGCGGGACCCCGAGACAAAUUUACAGCGACAAUGGCACUAACUUCAAAGCUGCUGAAAAGAUUAUCUGUGACAAAGCGCAGACGAUCAACUUCAACGCCGUGCAACCGGCGUUCGAUGACAUCAAAUGGAAAUUUAAUCCACCAGCCGCUCCUCAUAUGGGGGAGCAUGGGAGCGACUUCAAAGACGACGAGGCUAUCACCCCUAACCAUCUACUACUAGGAUCAGCAAGCGGCUAUAAACCAGUCUUCGAAACCACACAUACCGUACAGCACAUGUGGCAAGCUGUACAAGAAUUCGCCGAUCAAUUCUGGCGACGAUGGGUACGCGAAUACGUUCCAGAUUUAGCCAGGCGAGGAAAAUGGUUUACCAAGAGACCACCAAUAGCAGCUGGAGAUGUCGUUGUAAUAUUGGACGAGAAUCUGCCCCGAAAUAGAUGGCCAAAAGGUAUAGUCGAGCAAACAAUCCUGGCCAAAGACAACCAGUUCACCGUUGAGGUAUGCUGUGACCACAUCCAUUUGAUGGAUCUCCAUGUCAUAUUCAGCUGA
Messenger RNA from Drosophila willistoni, 1488 nucleotides. RefSeq lists its product as uncharacterized. Lineage: Eukaryota; Metazoa; Arthropoda; Insecta; Diptera; Drosophilidae. The coding region runs from base 1 to 1488 and encodes 495 amino acids. The record is from RefSeq and is a predicted model, not a curated record. The transcript has 4 exons. Gene Ontology annotation, molecular function: nucleic acid binding.